AUGAAUCAACACAAUGAGACUUCAAAAAUAAUACAACCCUUACCCAAAAUACAUCAACCUUUUCCCCAGCGUUUGAAAAAAAAGAAUGAAGAUGAGAGGUUUACAAAAUUCUUGUCUGUGUUCAAGAAGUUGUCCAUCAACCUUCCUUUGGUGGAAGCAUUGUUGGAGAAGCCAGGGUAUGCUAAAUUCAUGAAAGAGUUAGUCACCAAGAAGAGGAUCUUGGAUUAUAAAACGAUUGAAGUUUCUCAUGGUUGCAGUGCGAUCAUGACAAAGGAGAUAGUUACUAAAAGGAACGACCCUGGUUCUUUCACCAUCCCAUGUACUAUUGGAAUGCUCCAAUUUGCCAAGGCUUUAUGUGACCUAGGAGCAAGCAUCAACCUGAUGCCAUACGCCAUGUACAAGCAACUUGGAUUGGGAGAACCAAAGGCAACUACCAUGAGACUUCUCAUGGCAGAUCGAUACAUCAAACAUCCUGUUGGGAUCCUCUACGAUAUCUUGGUCAAAGUGGAUCGGUUUAUAUUUCCAGCUGACUUUGUGAUUUUAGACUGUGACAUUGAUGUUGAGCUCCCCAUUAUUUUGGAAAGGCCAUUCUUAGCAACUAGCAGAGCAUUAGUAGAUGCUGAAAGCGUGUCUACUGAAGAUGUUAUAGAUGAGACAGUGGCAAGUGUGAGUCAUCUGCUGCGCAAGAAUAAGCCUCUUGAGUCAAUACUUGCAAAUCAUGACGAUUCGGAAAUUCAGGAAUAUGAUGAAAUAAUCGUAGCCCUAACAGGCCCACCUGCAAAGCCAUCAAUUAAAGAGCCGCCAACUCUAGAGCUGAAAGUACUCCCAUCCCAUCUCAAGUAUGUUUUCCUGGGAACUAACAACACUCUGCCAGUGAUUAUUGCAGCAAAUCUGAGUGAAAGGCAGGUAAAAGUGCUUGUUGAAGUAUUGCAGAAGCACAUAAAGGCGAUCGGAUGGACCAUAGCUGAUAUCGUGGGCAUUUCGCCUGGUAUCUGCACCUAUAAGAUUUGGCUGGACAGUGAAUGCAGACCCAAUGUUGAGCAUCAGCGAAGGUUGAACCCCCCGAUGCUUGAUGCAGGAGUAAUCUAUCUUAUUUCAGAGAUCAAAUGGGUCAGCCCAGUGCAAUGCGUACCAAAAAAGUUAGCAUAA
Molecule: messenger RNA, 1149 nt
Organism: Solanum verrucosum
Lineage: Eukaryota; Viridiplantae; Streptophyta; Magnoliopsida; Solanales; Solanaceae
Exons: 3
Coding region: 1-1149 (382 amino acids)
Source: RefSeq, a predicted model, not a curated record